This is a messenger RNA of Aspergillus versicolor CBS 583.65, 1894 nucleotides long. RefSeq names its product NAD-dependent succinate-semialdehyde dehydrogenase. The coding region runs from base 18 to 1784 and encodes 588 amino acids. The record is from RefSeq and is a predicted model, not a curated record. NCBI's taxonomy places the organism in Eukaryota, Fungi, Ascomycota, Eurotiomycetes, Eurotiales, Aspergillaceae. Gene Ontology annotation, molecular function: succinate-semialdehyde dehydrogenase (NAD+) activity. The transcript has 7 exons.
GUUGCUCACUAACGACGAUGGGUGCACCGAGCUAUCCUCCCCUCUUCCAGCUAGAAGACCCUUCCCUCUUCAAACAAGAUUCCUUCGUCAAUGGCGAAUGGGUCGGUUCAUCCUCUGGAAAGCGCUUUGCAGUCAUUGACCCUGGGUCUGGAAAAGAAUUUGCCAGCUGCCCGAUCAAUAGCUCGGAGGAUGUCAACGCCGCAGUGGAAGCUUCUCACGACGCCUUCCAAAGAUACCAGCUCGUGACGGCUCGUGAGCGCGCAAAGGCACUCCUGCGCUGGCACGACCUCAUCACAGCCGCGAAGAAGGACAUCGCAACCAUUGUAACAUACGAAACGGGAAAGCCUCUCUCAGAGGCACUGGGUGAGCUAGACUACGCGCUAGGAUUCACCUGGUGGUUUGCGGGCGAGGCAGAGCGCAUUCAAGGCACCGUGGGGGCUUCCUCCGUUCCAGGUCGGCGGAACUUUACCAUCAAGCAACCGAUUGGGGUUUCGGUUGCCAUGGUCCCUUGGAACAUCCCUGUUGCGAUGAUCUUGCGCAAGGCCUCUGCUGCGUUGGCUGCGGGCUGUUCAAUGGUCAUCAAGCCAUCGCCUGAGACACCCUUGAGUGUGCUUGCGUUGGUGGAGUUGGCUGCGAGGGCUGGCGUUGAAAGGGGCGUUUUAACGGUCUUGACUACUGACUUGAAUUGUACGCCGGCACUUAGUGAGAGUCUUUGCAAGCACCCUUUGGUCAGCAAAGUCACAUUCACUGGGAGUACACGCAUUGGGAAGUUGAUAUCACGGCAUUGCAGUGACGGGCUGAAGAAACUCACUCUCGAGCUCGGAGGAAACUGUCCUUUCAUUGUCUUUGACGACGCAAACUUGGCUCAGGCUGUGGAAGCCCUAGCCUUGUUAAAGUGGCGCCAUGCAGGACAAGCAUGUAUCACUGCGAACAGAGUCUAUGUCCAAAGCGGCGUUUACGAUCAAUUCAAGAAACUUCUUAUCGAAGCAACCAAGAAGCUCAAAGUAGGCCACGGCGCUGCACCAGACACCACAAUCGGACCCCUCACAACCGCAGCCGGGAUCGAGAAAGUCGAAUCCCAAGUCCAAGAUGCAAUCUCCAAGGGCGGCAAGCUCGUACUAGGCGGCAGCAGGCCUGACCACGUUGAUCCUAGAGGAUACUUCUACUCGCCGACGAUCAUCUCGGAUGCCACCGCAGACAUGAUGGUAGCUCACGAAGAGACCUUUGGCCCGCUUUGCGCACUUUUCCGCUUCGAGACAGAGGAGCAGGUCGUCAAGAAAGCAAACGAAACAAGCAUGGGAUUGGCGUCGUACUUUUUCACUCGCGAUGUUAGCCGGUCGUGGCGUUUGGUGGAGAGUUUGGAGGCUGGAAUGAUUGGAAUGAACACUGGGAAUCAAUCUGCUGCCGAGGCCCCGUUUGGCGGAAUCAAAGAAAGUGGAUAUGGAAAGGAGUCUGGGAAGGAUAUCGCAGUCAAUGAGUAUCUUGUCACGAAAUCGGCGUCUCUGACCCUUGAUCCGGCAAAACUGUCUUCUGAGUCAAAAACUCCUCCUCCUCAAACCCAACUACCCCAGACAUCCCUCAAGAUGAUACUCACCCGCCUCAUCUCCCUCACCAACUUCGGCGUCGCCUCCUCCGCCCUGGCCUUCCAGGUCUUCGUCCUCUACCCGUGGCACCACCAGCUCGACGACGAAUUCAAGUCUCUCAAGACCGAACACCUCCGCCUGCUCCGCCGGCUUGACCGCAUCGCGCCCCCGGACGAGAAGCCACUCGCCCCAGCGAAAUAACUGAACUGAAUUCAACAACUGAAGAAAGCGAAGGCGCAUAAAUAUGCAUUAGAUUAUUAGCGGGUAAUCCGGAGUUUUGUACAGAGGCAAGAGUUUCAAGACCUAGAGCC